GAUGCAGAGCAAUGAUAUGCUAGAGACAGUAGCCGCAGUACCAGGAAUGGUCGGAGGAAUGCUUCUCCACCUAAAAUCAAUCCGGAAAUUCGAACAUAGUGGCAGUUGGAUCAAAGCAUUACUAGAAGAAGCAGAGAACGAGAGGAUGCAUCUAAUGACGAUGAUGGAGUUAGUCAAACCCAAAUGGUACGAGCGUCUUCUAGUGAUGCUUGUUCAAGGAAUAUUCAACUCUUUUCUCGUUUGUUACGUGAUGUCGCCGCGGUUAGCUCAUCGGGUCGUUGGAUAUUUAGAAGAAGAAGCUAUACAUUCUUACACCGAGUUUCUUAAAGAUAUCGACGAUGGGAAGAUCGAGAAUGUUGCCGCGCCCGCGAUUGCUAUUGAUUAUUGGAGAUUGCCUAAAGAUGCUACGUUGAAAGAUGUCGUCACAGUGAUUCGUGCUGAUGAAGCUCAUCAUCGAGAUGUCAACCAUUUUGCUUCUGACAUUCGCAAUCAAGGAAAAGAGUUGCGAGAAGCAGGAGCUCCGAUUGGUUAUCACUAACCAAUUUCAAAGAGUCUUCUAUCUACUUGGAGUUUUCUUAUGAUUUUGGAUAUGAAUUUGUUUGAAUGUACUAAAACAAGUUUUAAUGGUGUUAGAGAUAGGAGUACCGGUGUAUC
Molecule: messenger RNA, 654 nt
Organism: Arabidopsis lyrata subsp. lyrata
Lineage: Eukaryota; Viridiplantae; Streptophyta; Magnoliopsida; Brassicales; Brassicaceae
Product: ubiquinol oxidase 2, mitochondrial-like
Exons: 2
Coding region: 2-538 (178 amino acids)
Biological process (GO): alternative respiration
Cellular component (GO): mitochondrion
Molecular function (GO): alternative oxidase activity
Source: RefSeq, a predicted model, not a curated record